AUGACGGCCGGUCGAGGAUCUGCGAGCAGCAGCGGCAGCAGCGACGAGGAGAGGGAGGAGACAGGUUACGGCGGAGGGUUCCGGGGAAAGUUCUAUUCGCCUCCUAGCGCGCGCGUGGAAACGGGUAGCGCGGGGAAGGACAGGCGGAAAAGCUUGGGGAGCGGCGGAAAGAAGCCGCGGAAAGCGUCGUUCCACAUCAGCCUUAGCAGCAGCGACUCUAGCGGCUCGGACGGGGAGGGGGACGGGGGGAAUGGGGAACGGGUCGGCGGAGAUGGGGGGAAGCGGAGGGGGAGUUUCGGCGGAAGGGGGAGUGCGCUAGAUGCGGAGAGGCCAGUGGCGCGGCCUGUGAGACGGGCGGAGGCGGAACUGGGGGAGGUGGAACGGAAAGUAGCUGCUGAGGUGGAGCUUCUGGAGGAGGCUGAACUGGGGGAGGUGGAACUGGGGGAGGUGGAACUGGGGGAGGUGGAACUGGGGGAGGUGGAACGGAAGGUCGCUGCUGAGGUGGAGGGACGAGGAGGUGAGGCAGAGGCGGGUGCGGCUGGAGGGGAGGCUGAUGGCGGAGCGGGAGAAGGGGCGGGCGGCCGUAGCAGCGGUGGAGGCACAGCCCCCCUUUCCUCCUCCGCUUCUCACGAGUUUGCCUCUCCCCCCCCCUCCCCCCCACAAUCUCCCUCCGAUCCCCCUUCGCACACACACGGUAUUGCAGGAGGAGGUGAGGCAGCGGCGGGUGCGGCUGGAGGGGAGGUUGAUGGCCGAGCGGGAGAAGGGACGGGCAGCUGUAGCAGCGGUGGAGGCACAGCGAGAGGCGGUGCAGGCCACGCUGGCUCGGCUUGA
Molecule: messenger RNA, 831 nt
Organism: Closterium sp. Naga37s-1
Lineage: Eukaryota; Viridiplantae; Streptophyta; Zygnematophyceae; Desmidiales; Closteriaceae
Source: the annotation of a GenBank genome assembly